Molecule: messenger RNA, 3409 nt
Organism: Paramacrobiotus metropolitanus
Lineage: Eukaryota; Metazoa; Tardigrada; Eutardigrada; Parachela; Macrobiotidae
Product: xenotropic and polytropic retrovirus receptor 1-like
Exons: 14
Coding region: 587-3106 (839 amino acids)
Biological process (GO): cellular response to phosphate starvation; phosphate ion transport
Cellular component (GO): cytoplasm; plasma membrane; Golgi apparatus
Molecular function (GO): inositol hexakisphosphate binding
Source: RefSeq, a predicted model, not a curated record
CUUAGCUUUACAAGGCUUGCGGAACUCUUAACCAAGUUAAAAUCGUACUCGAAAUUAAAAGACUGGUUAUUACACUGAAAUUUUGAACCAAAUUUUCUGCCACAUAAAGACGUGCCACGUAAAGCCUUAACGUUGACCUGGCAGGUACUAAACUAAUGCUUAAAUUAAAUAAUUACCUAUCACAAUAAAAUUACUUAUGCAGCCGCAAGGACUGUACGCUGGUCUUCCGUUUUGCCGUGAUAUGUUACUUAUUGUCAGCACUUUCGGUCUUCGUCAAGCACAUCAGCUCUUGAGUUAGCGUUUAGUCUGCAUAAGUUUCGUCCUGGUUUUGUCUGUAUUUGGGAUUUUUUGGACUGCCAGCUGAACGCAUAAUGGACGCAUAAUGCUAAACGCAUAAUGAUCUUAACAAUGUGUUCAGUAUCGUGUUGGUAUCGUCGCGGCGGUAGAAAAUCCGAAAGAUCUACCCUACUGUAGCUUAACUGGCUACUAGAUCUAGCUUCAGCUUAAUUGGAUUACGCGACAUUCGAGCGAUCUGUCGUCCACAUGUCGCUAUUGCUAACUGUUGUUGACAUCACUCUCCAACCAAAUGAAGUUUGGAGCCCAACUCGCUUCCCAGCUGACACCGGAAUGGCGGACACAGUAUCUCAAUUACGAUGAUAUGAAAGAAAUGCUGGCGCAAGUCAUCGAACAUGCCCCGCGAUCAUUUAGCCCUACAAAUAUGAUGGAACAGCCCCACAUGGACCGCGCCAGCCGACUGCUGGUUUACUUCGCCGAGUUUGAAGACAAGUUUUUCGUAUACUGUGAUAAGGAACUUACUAAGAUCAACACGUUUUUUAACGAGAAAUUAGCCGAAGCGCAGCGUAAACUGGCCGCAUUAAAAAUGGAGCUGCGCGCUCAUUUCAACCUGUCGCAGUUGGGCGUGGCAGAAGACAAAGGGGCCCGUUUGUCGCACAAGAUGACAUGGUUCGCGGAGCUUAUGGACAAGGACGCCCGCAACGCCAAGCGCAUGUACCGAAAAGUGCAUGAUUUGAAGCUGGCCUUCUCCGAGUACUACCUCAGUUUGAUCCUCCUGCAGAACUUCCAGAACCUCAACACCACCGGCUUUCGGAAGAUUCUCAAGAAGCACGACAAGGUUCUGGAUACCGAUAAGGGCAUGACAUGGAGGAUCCAACACGUGGAAGUGUCGUCUAUUUAUCAGAGCAAAGAGGUCGACCGUUUGAUUAUGGAAACGGAGACAGUGGUAACAAAAGAUCUGGAAGCCGGUAACCGAAGUAAAGCAAUGCAGCGGCUGCGAGUACCGCCACUGAACGAACAAGCGGCGCCUUCGGUGUUCUUCCUUAUGGGUCUUCUCCUGGGCAGCUUCAGCAUCCUGCUGAUCGAUCUUGUCGCAGUAGCUGCUGUGUCGGGGCUUCCCUUCGACAUCUACACCACCUUUAACGCAACGACCAAUCAGACAACGAUCAAUCAUGACCGGGUUGACUGGCGCAUUGUCGUACGUUUGUACCGGGGUCCUUUUCUCUUCAUUGUGCAGCUCUUCCUCUUCGCCGGCAAUGUGCAUGGCUGGAGAUCAGCCGGUGUCAAUCAUGUCCUGAUUUUUGAACUGGAUCCGCGCAACCAUUUAACGCAGCAUCACAUUGUACAGCUGGCAGCGCUAUUUGCCGUAUUAUGGAUCAGUACCGUGCUUGCCUUCUUCCACAGCGACGCUGUGGGUGUACCGCAUUACGUCGUUCCCAUUAUUCUGCCUUCCAUCAUGCUGAUUCUUCUCUUAAAUCCUUUUCAAAUGCUGUUCUCCAGUGCUCGACGGUGGUUUCUCCGCACUUUGUGGAAGAUAAUAACUGCUCCCUACCACACCGUGGCCUUCUCCGACUUUUGGGUGGCUGAUCAGAUCACGUCUACGGUUCAGGCGUUGCAGGACGUCCAGUAUCUGUUGUGUUUCUACGCAUUCGAAGUACCUUGGGUGAAUAACGGCGUUCCCAGUAAGACUAGCAUCUGUACGUCGACAAGCCAUGGUAUCCGGCCGGUUCUAGCGGCCAUCCCGGCAUGGUUCCGUUUUGCUCAGUGCAUUCGACGCUAUCGGGAUUCCAAUCUGGCAUUCCCGCAUCUGGUCAACAUGACCAAAUACAGCCUGACCUUUUUUAUUGUCCUCUUUGCUACGUUGAAUGCCUUGCAUGGAGAGAAGUUUCCAAGCGACCCCAUAAUGCAUCGGCCAGUAUUCUACUGUUGGAUGGUUCUGACCGUCCUCGGGUCAUGCUAUUCGUUUGUCUGGGAUAUGCGAAUGGAUUGGGGUUUCUUGGAUUCCUCGUCCAAGGAACAUCCAUAUCUACGCGAUUCGCUGGUGUAUGCCUCGAUUCCGGUGUACCACGGCUGCCUGGUCCUGAAUUUCUUUUUGCGAUUUGCACGGACGUUUUCCAUAUCCACGGACGUAUUUCCUUUUGCAUUACAGGAAGUCCUGACAACCGUUCUAGCAAUUUUGGAGUUGAACCGGCGCUGUAUAUGGAAUUUCUUCCGUUUGGAGAAUGAACAUCUGAACAACUGCGGAGCAUUUCGAGCAGUCAGGGAUUUAGGAGCCGUUGCAGUACCACGUCCACGACCAGCUGCGCCUGCGUCCGACACUGAACGCAUACGACCGGAGCAGCCAGCGGCUGGCGAACAACCCGGACGGGAGCCUAAACCGGCUGAUUCCAAAGCGGAACUCUUCCCCAUUAACUUUGAUUCGCCGGCAUUUGCCGGACGCGAUUCCGAGGACCGAGAAAGCGGUGAUUCUUCCGCCCGCAGUCGCCGCAAAUCCUUCAAAGCCGAACUAUUUCCAUUGCGCGGGGUCACCGUCUACGAGAUCGACGAACCGGCGACGACAUCCGCACCGAAAAGGCGGUCGCUAACCGCGGCCGAGCUGUUCCCGGUCAACUGGAAACCCAGCAAAGCCAUUCCAGAAUCGGUCAGUGGGGAGUUGGGUUUGAAGAGUCACACCAGUCAAUUAAUUUCCGACACGAUGCUGGCCAUGCCGGAGACAAUUGAGGAGUCACCCGAUGAGGAGUACGCGUACGCCGCUGCUCUGAACACCAGGACAACGGCCACCAAUAUUGAUCACAUUAAGACGUUCUUGUAAUCAGUACAUUGAACAUUGAUGCAUUUAGAUACGAGGGUUUUCAUACUGUUCUUGAAAGACUGUUGUAUGUGCUUAUACCACUUCUUUAAUCUGGGAUAGUAGGGUAUGGCUACUAUGGCUGCUGUUUGCUGUGUGAGGUUGAUUAAUUUUCCGCUAUCUGAAGUAAAUUUUGUUAUUAGCUGCGAACUGGUGCGAAUACUUCUCCUGCAUACGCUUUUUUUAUUUCUGCUGGAAUGUGCACUUUUUCGAUAUUAUGGCGGGAUAUUAUUCGGUGUUUAGAAGCAAACGGCCCAUGACUGCAAU